Messenger RNA from Durusdinium trenchii, 1573 nucleotides. Lineage: Eukaryota; Dinophyceae; Suessiales; Symbiodiniaceae. The record is from the annotation of a GenBank genome assembly.
CCAAGCACCAGUUGAUUCUCAUCACUCGCGAUGUCGGCGCCGGACCCCAAAAAGACAAAGCCAGCUGGUGGCGCUGUGAAGGCAUGCGUCAAGGCCCUGGCGUCUGGGGCCAACCUGACGGGCGAGGAGGCCAGCCUGGCCAUGCGGGAGAUCAUGGGUGGAGAAGCGAGUCCUGCACAAGUGGGUGCCUUUUUGGCCUUGCUGACGCUGGAAAAGUGUAGCUCGGAGAUUGUCCAUUCACUCGCUGAUGUCAUGCGCUCCAAUGCCCUGACAGUGGAGGUGCCACGUUCAGAUGGCCCUAUCGUCGACAUCGUGGGAACCGGUGGAGAUGGCCAGGACACCUUCAACAUUUCCACUGCAGCUGGGCUGUUGGCAGCCGGAGCUGGGGCCCGGAUCGUGAAGCACGGGAACCGCGCAGCGUCCUCCAAGAGCGGCGCCGCGGACAUUCUUGAGGCGUUGGGCGCUCGACUGGAACUGGGCCCUGCCGAGGUGGCGCCCGUCUUGGCCGCUGGGAGCUUUGCAUUUCUCUUCGCAAGGUCUUACCAUCCGGCCAUGCGCCAUGUGGGUCCCAUCCGCCUGGAGCUGGGCAUUCGAACUGUCUUCAACAUUUUGGGGCCGCUGACCAACCCUGCCAAGCCUGACGGCAUGGUUUGUGGUGUUUAUACUGCCAGUCUGGGACGCCUCUUUGUUGAAGUCUUCAAGCUUCUAGGCAUGCGCCGGGCCCUGGUGGUCCACGGCUGCGAGGGCCUGGAUGAGCUGUCCAUCGCAGGAGCUUCCAAGGUUUGGGAGCUGAAGGAUGGAGGCGAAAUCAAAGAGUACGAGGUGCAGCCCUCAGACUUCGGAGUGUCCAGCCAUCCCCUCACAGAGGUGGCUGGGAACAGCCCUGAGGAGAAUGCGGUUGAGAUGCGAGAGCUUCUGAAGGGUGGGGGGCGCGUGGCAGUUCGCGAGAUGGUCUUGAUGAACGCCAGCGCAGCACUCUAUGUGGCCGGGAAGGCACAGUCCGUCGCUGAGACCCAUGCAAAGCCGUGACCCAGUAACCCAUGAAAACCAACAAACCUGUCAAUGAGUCCUGGGUGGGAUCUAGUGAAAACCCCAAGUUGGCCCUUGGUUUUACUUGCACAUGAAUAUGUUAUGAUUGCCAACUGUGGACCACCCCAAGGCCUCAGCAAGCAGCACGCUUGUGUUCUGAUGUACAGUUAAUUCGAUGCAAUUCCUUAAGAAGUGACUUAUUGAUCGGUUUUUUUUUGGCCAACAUGUCACAUCUUGCCACCCAAGUCUGGUCGUCCAAGUGAUGACCUCGCGACUCGACCCGACUCACCCAGACCAGACGUGUUGGCGCUCAUAGCCGCCGCGCUUCGGCCGCACCGCUGGACCUCGAGGACACGCCGCAGCUGUUUGGAGCUCCACUGGCCGGUCCCAAAACUGGGUGGGCCGAACUGGGUGGGGAGCCCACUGUGCUGCCCAGUUGAGGAAGACCCUGGACUUUCUUUCUUUCUUUCUUGGUGCGCAUGGCGUCCUAAGACUCAGCGCCUUGCUGAUGCGAAUUCUGAAUUAGGAGCGGAUUGAAGUCGGG